Chinchilla lanigera (long-tailed chinchilla) is the source of this 957-nucleotide messenger RNA. Its product is annotated as olfactory receptor 2B6-like. Bases 1 to 957 code for a protein of 318 amino acids. Gene Ontology annotation, biological process: G protein-coupled receptor signaling pathway. Gene Ontology annotation, molecular function: olfactory receptor activity; G protein-coupled receptor activity. The transcript has a single exon. The record is from RefSeq and is a predicted model, not a curated record. Gene Ontology annotation, cellular component: membrane. NCBI's taxonomy places the organism in Eukaryota, Metazoa, Chordata, Mammalia, Rodentia, Chinchillidae.
AUGGCAGUAAUUAAUACAAGCCACCCUGAGGAGUUCAUUCUACUGGGCUUUGCUGACCGACCUUGGCUAGAGCUCCCUCUGUUCAUUAUUCUUCUGAUCACAUACCCCAUAGCCAUGAUGGGAAACAUCGCCAUCAUCCUGGUAUCAAAGUUAGACCCUCAUCUCCACAGCCCCAUGUACUUCUUCCUCACCAACCUGUCCUUUCUGGACAUGUGUUACACCACAAGCAAUGUCCCUCAGAUGCUCUUUAACCUGGGAGGUUCUAAGACUAUUGGAUAUCUAGGGUGUGUAGUUCAACUCUAUUUCUUUCAUAUAAUGGGGGGCACAGAGUGUCUGCUCUUGGCCCUUAUGUCCUUUGACCGCUAUGUGGCCAUCUGCAGGCCUCUGCAUUACACCCUAAUCAUGAAUCAGCGCAUCUGCCUCCUACUAGUGUCCAUAGUGUGGCUGACAGGGAUUACCUAUGCUGUCUCAGAGGCCACUGUUACACUACAGUUGCCACUGUGUGGCAUCAAUGAACUGGAUCACUUGGUCUGUGAGAUUCCAGUUCUGAUCAAGACCGCCUGUGGUGAAAAGGAGGCUAAUGAGCUUGCACUCUCUGUGGUAUGCAUCUUUAUGUUAGCUGUUCCUUUGUGUUUAAUUCUUGCUUCCUAUGCUAGUAUUGGACAUGCCAUAUUUAAGAUGAAAUCUUCUGAGGGAAGAAAAAAGGCCUUUGGGACAUGUUCCUCUCACCUUCUUGUGGUUUUCCUAUUUUAUGGUCCAGCCAUCAGCAUGUACCUUCAGCCCCCCUCCUCCAUCUCCAGGGACCAGCCCAAGUUCAUGGCGCUCUUCUACGGGGUGGUGACUCCUACCCUCAACCCCUUCAUCUACACCCUGAGGAAUAAGGAUGUAAAGGGGGGAUUAGGCAGGUUGGUGAGGUACAUUUUUAAUUCCAUAAGACGGUUUGUGGACAUCAAGUGA